Molecule: messenger RNA, 1200 nt
Organism: Pocillopora verrucosa
Lineage: Eukaryota; Metazoa; Cnidaria; Anthozoa; Scleractinia; Pocilloporidae
Source: RefSeq, a predicted model, not a curated record
AUGGUGAGCAAUCUAAUCGUGAUAGCAGCCCUAGAAGAAACUGCACCUGGGAAAGCUGAAAUCCUCUUGAAUAAACUAGUGAUAUCAAACGACGUCGCACAGACAGAGUACCAAGUUGCUACAAGAAUGCGAGCCACUGGAGCACACAGUUGGAUUCCUGGUCUAACACGAUAUAGAUUUAAUGUCGCCAGGCAACACGCUCACAUGUAUGGAGGAGGUGCUGAAGUUGAAACUCGUAGUGUGCCGAGGAUACUGUGGGUUUAUCCAAGACCACAGUUUUGGUUUGAACAGCUCCUUUUAAACCGAUAUCAAGAUCAUCUAUGGCGAGAGCACUUCAGGGUAAGCAGGGAUACAUUCCAACACAUUUGUGGUCUCGUUGGCCCUCAGUUAAUGCGGCAGAAUACAAUUCUUCGUGAAGCAAUCACCGUAGAGAAGCGAGUGGCUGUUGCUCUGUGGAGGUUAGCUACUGGAAUUUCGUAUAGAACCGUGGGAUUAACGUUUGGGAUCAGCCGAUGUACUACCAUGAAUGUCAAGGACGAAUUCUGCUCUGCCUUGAUGAGAAGAGCUAAUGAUUUCAUCAAUUUUCCUAAGGCUGAGGCCGAAACAAGGCAAGCAAUACAGAAAUUUCAAGACAUCAGUCACUUCCCUCAGGUUGUAGGAGCACUUGAUGGGUCUCAUAUACCAAUUAAAGCCCCGAAAGAAGAACCAAACGAGUACGUAAAUCGAAAAAGCUUUCAUAGCAUAGAAAGUUGCUUGCACGUGAGUACCGGCUAUGCAGGGAGUAUUCACGAUGCUCGCGUGCUACGAAUGAGCUCCCUACUCACAGCAGUAGAAGACGGCGAUAUUUUGCAUUCCCCAUUGCGUCGAAUAGGCGGUAUGCAGACCAGAGCCCUGACCGACCGGCAGAGAGAUUUUAAUAAAUCCCUGAGCAGUGCAAGGGUAGUUGUUGAGCAGGCAUUUGGACUGUUAAAAGGGAGGUGGCGGUGUCUACUGGAUAAGCUGGAUGAAUCAGUGGACAAAGUACCCUCUAAAAUUAUUACCUGCUGUAUUCUACACAACAUAUGCCUACAGGUCAAUGAUGGCACCGAAAUUGAUGUUGCCAAUGAUGAGGAUGGGAUUCUCGGAGUUCCCCUCCCAGGUCAUGAUAUUAAUGCGGAUGGUGCAAGACUAAGGAACACUAUAAAAGACACUUUGUACUGA